This is a messenger RNA of Myotis daubentonii (Daubenton's bat), 764 nucleotides long. Its product is annotated as gametogenetin-binding protein 1-like. The record is from RefSeq and is a predicted model, not a curated record. Lineage: Eukaryota; Metazoa; Chordata; Mammalia; Chiroptera; Vespertilionidae.
CUGACUCUGCUUUGGGAUCAGGGACCACUUUGCCCAAGCCCUGGAGAUGGAGCAGGGGGCCACCGGGCCGCUGGAGGUCAGCCCUGAGGCCCUUGCCUCGGAGGAGCAGCAGCUGCCGGACGGAGACCUCAGGCCGGCUUCUCUGAAGGUGGGGGCCACUCCCUGGAACCACAUCCUCACCUUGUACAAGCAGUUUCAGAAACUGGCCAUGGCCAAGCUGCCUCUCGAGGAAGACUUAACCGACGAGGAGGAAGGGGAGGAAGAGGAAAUGGAGGAAGAGGACAGCUCAUUCAAGCUCUGCGUCCCAGUCCCCCUCCAGUCGCCACUGCAUAAGGCAUUUAGGCCAAUCGACACAGUGGGUUUCGUGGAGUCAGAGUUAAAGAAGUUUCUGGAAGCACAGCAGGAGUCCCGCCUCCGCCUCCGGAAGAUGCGCAGCCUUGAGGGCCUGGAGCCACUGGUCCCGUCAGAGAUCACCCUGGAGAGCAUUCUGGGUGCCCAGGGCCUGCUGCUCCAGGAGAUGGAUGCCCUGGGAAACUGGCCUCCACACUGGCCUCCGAGGGAGUGAGGGGUGCCGGCGAGUCUGCCCCACCGGCCCGGACGGACCUGCACAGGGAGGCAGCCCCUCUCCUUCGGAAACAGCCCAGGAGCUCCGGGCCGGGUCCUGGGAUGAACGGUGCCCAUGCGUCUGCAGGGCGGCUGCCAGCAGGCUGUCCCACAGUCGGACGUGGGCUGGGAGGUUAUGAAUAAAGCCCAGUCUGACUCCG